GUUUUAGUUUAUGGGGACCAUGGAUUUGUAACAUGCGCUUACUUAAAUAGAUCCUUCACAAUGGCUCUUCCAUUCCUUCCAGGAAAUAGUUUCAAUAGAAAUAUUGGAAAGGAAAACUUCCACAAGUCGCACUACCUCCAGUUAAAGAACGAAAUUGCAUAUCCUUAUGGAGAUGACAGACCAGGAAUUGGUGGAGAUAUAUUGCCUGGACAAAGAAUUGAGGCACCAACCAGUGUUUAUCCAUCCGGUCUAGGCAGUCAGCUUCCACCAUGGCUUGCAUUUGAUAAGCAGGCAUUAUCUUUUGAUGCAUACUUCCAAGAAUCUGUGCAUGAAAGACGUGAAGAACAAUAUCGUAUUAGACGGUGUAAAAUACUAUUUUACCCAGAAGAUGAUACAGUUCAAAUUGUUGAACCACGUAUUGCAAACACUGGAAUAUCACAAGGUACAAUUGUUAAACGACAUCGUAUAAAUAAACCACCACCAAAUGAUCACCUCUACUAUACUGUGUAUGAUUUCAAUGUGGGAACGGAGUUUAUAGCCUAUGGGAAAACGUUUCGUAUUGUUGCUUGUGAUCAGUUCACGUCAAAUUUUCUGCGCAAACUUGGUGUACGCCUAGGUGAACCGGAACCAAUACCAGAUGAUCCAUAUAGUAUACAUCGUAAAGCUUUCACUGAAAGUAUGCAACCUCUUAGACCAUAUGAAAGAAUGGAUAAACUUCGUCAAUUUCUUGAUCAUGAUCGUCAUGUUUUAAGAUUUUUCUGUUUUUGGGAUGAUACAGAAUCACUUUAUGGUGAUCCUAGAGAGAUGAUACUGAAUUACUUUCUGGCUGAUGAUACAAUCGAAAUACGUGAAAUUAUACCGGCUAAUUCAGGUCGUGAUGCUGUUCCAUGCUUUUUACGUCGUCAAAAACUACCACGUUCAAUUUCACCGAUACCGUUACCUGGUGUGGUAACUGAUAGAACACUACUAAAUGUAUUUGGUCAUUCACAAAAAGGUGGACAUUAUGUACUUGACAGUUUAAAGCUCGGUGCACCCAAGGAUGACUUUUACAAAGAUCAUGAUUUGACAAUCGGUGCAAGUAUUAACGUUUAUGGUAGAAAAUUCUUAAUCUGUGAUUGUGAUGAAUUUACCAAAGAAUACUAUCGUAUUAAAUACGGUUUACAUGAGUUUACUCCAGUUAAACCUAAAUUACCAGAUACUCGUAUCCCUGUGAAACGUGAAAUCCCACCAUACAAUGGCUGGGGUACAGAAGAAGAUUCAUUGGCUAACUGUUUUAGUCUUAUACCAACAGCACCAAAUCAUAAUUUCAAACAGUUUAUGGAACUGGAUCGUCAAGGCAUAGAAUCUCAUAUUCUACGUUUUGCUGCACGUCUACUAUCUGAAAGACCAGUGGAUCGUGAACGCCAAUUUGUGAUUAGUUGUUACCUGUCAGACGACACAAUUUCAAUCUAUGAACCACAACAAAAGAAUUCAGGUUUUAAAGGUGGUCUAUUCCUUGAACGUUCAAAAAUUAAAAAACCCGGGACAAAAUUAUUUAAUACAAAACCAAGUGAAUAUUAUAAACCAACAGAUUUAUAUGUUGGCGCUAUACUUGAUUUUAACACAUUUCUGUUUGAAUUAAUUGAAGCUGAUAAUUAUACAUUAGAUUAUAUGGAGAAAAAUGAUUCACAAUUUACAAAAUCUAAUCAUAAAUUAAUAUUAGAUAAACUUAGACCAUUAAUUGAUGGAAAAUGUGAUGAAAUGCUGAAGUAUGCAGUGAAUCAAGAUCCAGAUAAUACAGGAACAUUCGGUUUUAAUCAAAUGAAGUGUCUUAUUGAUCAGUUGACUGGUAAAGAGAAUGCAUUAACAACGCAUGAACUUGGUACAUUGGCAAGAUAUUAUGGUGUAAAAUCAUCAAAAUCAAUCAGUCAGGAAGUUGUGCUUGGUAUAGCUCAACAAACACUUCGCAGACAGGCAUUUGAAGAUUUCUCCAGUCUAUUAUUUGCUUGUCGUCAACAGGAUUCAGAGAAAACAGGUGAAAUAGAUCGUCAGUCACUACGACGUAUAUGUUUAGCUCAUCAUUUGCCAUUACCAGAUGAUAUGCUGCAUUCAAUUAUGGAUUACUUAGCCAAUGAAAAUGGUUUAAUACAGUAUGAACUGUUCAUGAAUCAACUCAACUGGAAAUGUCCCACAACCGAAGGAAUGUCAAUCCAAGUACCAUGUGACUAUACAGGCAAUGUGGAAAUCGACUGGCUAUCAGUGAGUAAGGGUGAUGCACCAAAAUCGCUUGGUCUUUCUGGUAGUUCUAAAUCAAAAGUUGAACGCGUUAACUAUAAAUAUUUGAUCAAUGAUUUAUGUGGAAUAGAAGAGAGAUGUACUUAAUUUAUCAUUCAAUCAACAGAAGAUUAAUUUAUCUUCAUUGUUUCAUAAAAAGUAUAUCUAAAUAGGCUUCGUUGCAUAGAUUUGAAAGAUGUCCUAUUGAUAGUUAACUGUAGUUAAACAAAAUGCAUAGAUAAGAUGGAGGAAAAAAGGAAUGAUAAUUUUAUUCAAAUAUUAAAAGCAGUAAAAAAUAAACACCAUUCGAAUACGGAAUGGUAACUCAUAUGAUAAGAAGUAACGCAUUUGCUUAAAAAAUUAAAAAAAUUUCUCUUUCGACAUCCCUUAACUUCUGUACAUCCUCUGGCUUUUAUUAUCAUUCGAAA
This is a messenger RNA of Heterobilharzia americana, 2681 nucleotides long. The record is from the annotation of a GenBank genome assembly. NCBI's taxonomy places the organism in Eukaryota, Metazoa, Platyhelminthes, Trematoda, Strigeidida, Schistosomatidae.